AUGGACAACGACACCAACAUGGGCGAGGUCCCCGCCUCCCGUCUGCUCGACCCCCAAAUCUUCGAGCACCUCAAGAAUAAGAUCGAUGAGGACCAGCUGGUUAGGGAUCAGAUGAGCCAGACGGUCCAGAAGCUUGACAGGGCCAUCUCCUACGUCCAGGGCCUGCUGUCCCGCGUUCACGCCACCCCGCGCGAGCAAUAUGGUCCCUUGCUCACGGACGUCCAAACGGGCAUCCAGAAGGAGGUCGAGGUCAUCGGCGAGCUGCAGGAGAUUGCCUCCAAGUACCCUUACUACAAGUACAACCAGAAGUGGAACCGUCAAGUCCAGAACGCAAUCUUCACCGUCCUCCUCUGCGGCUGGCUCGGCGGCCUUACCGCCGACGGCAAGCCCGGCCCCGUCGCCCGCCUCCUCAGCCUCGAGGAGGUCGGCGAGAUCUUUAAGGUCCCCGUCAACCUCAAGGACCGCGACGCCUUCCACCUCACCAUCGAGGAGUACCUCCUCGCCCUCACCGACGUGACCCAGGAGCUCUCCCGCCUGGCCACCAACGCCGUCACCAUGGGCGACUUCGCCAUGCCCGUCGAGAUCAGCGCCUUCGUCAAGGACCUCUUCGCCGGCUUCCAGCUCCUCAACCUCAAGAACGACAUCCUGAGGAAGCGUGUCGACGCGGUAAAGUACGACGUCAAGCGUGUCGAGGACGUCGUCUACGACCUGUCCCUGCGCGGCCUGCUCCCCAAGAAGGAGGCUCCCGCUGCUGCGGCUGCGGCUGCCACGGCAGAGCCCACGGCGGAGGCAAAGAACUAG
Molecule: messenger RNA, 801 nt
Organism: Colletotrichum chrysophilum
Lineage: Eukaryota; Fungi; Ascomycota; Sordariomycetes; Glomerellales; Glomerellaceae
Exons: 4
Coding region: 1-801 (266 amino acids)
Biological process (GO): RNA metabolic process
Cellular component (GO): nucleus; cytoplasm
Molecular function (GO): single-stranded DNA binding; sequence-specific DNA binding; RNA binding
Source: RefSeq, a predicted model, not a curated record